Messenger RNA from Xenia sp. Carnegie-2017, 1898 nucleotides. RefSeq lists its product as uncharacterized. The coding region runs from base 1 to 1575 and encodes 524 amino acids. The transcript is spliced from 8 exons. The record is from RefSeq and is a predicted model, not a curated record. Lineage: Eukaryota; Metazoa; Cnidaria; Anthozoa; Malacalcyonacea; Xeniidae.
AUGAAAGGGAUUAUUGAAGGAAUUUCGCUGUUUGCAAAGUUUUGUGUCGAGUGCAAGAUACCGUACAGAUACCAGGAGUAUUCAGCUGGUGUUCACAAUUUUAAUGACAACUGGCUUUUAAGUUUGGGAAUAUGUGAUAUGAUCAGAAAACAUCUUCAGGUUCACAACGCUGUCAGUCGCACUGUUGAGGCAAUUGAAAACUGGCUGCAGUUGCGACCAUUUCAGUUACCACGUGGUCAAAUGAUGAACGCGUAUCUUCACUUUGAAGCUCUCUCAGAUCAUGACUAUGGGUUUUCUUUUAGUGAACUUCAGUUGCCAGACCCCGAAUCCGAUGCUCCUGCAGAUGAAGUGGACGCUGAAAAGUACUGGCAACAAGUACUGAAAAACCCUUUAGAAAUCAAGCCUUCAUAUAAGUUUUGGGCCCCAUAUAUUGGCCCAAAAUGCAGAAGAGGAAGGAAACUUUUUAAUACCGAAUACAUGAAAGCGUAUCAUAAACAAAACCUAACAUCAGCUGGGGCUACAUCUGAUGAAUGUUCAAUUGAAAAGCUCAUGGAUUUGUUCUGUGAAGGAAAAGUACCUGUUAUAAGAGAAAUGGCCAGAAGUUUAAAUGUGAGCGACAAGGGGUCGAAACUUGGUAUAAUUAACCGUAUAAAAUCUGUUUUGAAUAUCGAAGAAACGUUUCUUAAACUCUUCUCAAAGAUGUGGGGUCGUUCAGGCGGUUGGUUGGGAAUGACGUGUCCACAUGGAGUAUGCUAUGGUCUGAAAUGGCUAUUGCGACAAGAAGGACCACGAGAUCAUGUGGACAUGCUUAUGAAUCUCUGCUGUUCCGAAUGUUACCAUAUUGGAUAUGGCAAACAUGAUUGUAGCUCAUGCAAGGAACAGAGGAUACGACGUUUUCAUCCAUUCCAAGGUCGUGUUGCUGAAUAUAGCCUGGAAAAUAUCAGACGAGCUAAUAGUGGUGAGCUAGAGAUAGACUGGCCUUGGUUUCCAAACGGAGAAAGAUGCGACUUGUCAACUGUCGUACAAAGGUCGGAUGGUGAGCAGCUUCUGUGUAAUCCCUCAACUAGAUCUUCUGAUCAUUACUGCCUGUUUGAUCAAUUUCACGAGAAAAAUUCCACGAACCCAGCCGAUUGCUUGCGAAGAGUGUCUUGCGUUAACCAACUUGCCGGGAAGAUCAAUUCAGAAACUGCUGAACAACUCAACAACAGACGAAACCGUGAUAAUUACUUCACAACAUCUUUGACAGCUCACAAUUCCGUCUUCAUGGAGCGAUUGGCAACUCAUUUUAGUAAUGAGAAAUUAAACCAACGUAUCAUUAAUACUCAUCGCAAGCAGUUUGGAAUGGCUAUGAGUUUUAACUCCUUCGGUCAACUUAUAAGUAGAAAUGAAGAUGAUGGGACCGAGCAGGCAUCACAACCAAAACGCGUCCGUUUGUCGACUGAAAGUCUUUCAACAGCUAACAGACCUGCCACAAGUAGCACUGGAACACUAAAUGAUGCUUGUGAUGAGUUGACACACGUUGCUGAGAAAAUGAAUCCCUCAGCUACAAGCAGCUACGACCUUGUUAUAGACUAGUUGUGACCUCGUCAGUCGUCAUCAAAGCUUAAGUGAUAUUUGACAUAAAGAAAGCUCAAUUUCUGUUUGGUUGUUCACAGCUUGGCAAAGAACAUUGUAACAAGUCGAAUUCCAAAGUCGAAUUCCAUUACCAUCUAUAGAUCUAAUUUCAAUAUAUACACUUAUUCAUAUAGAACUGAUGUCCAAUGCCUGAACACUAAAUUCAAAUUUCUUUCAAGCAUUUCAUCAAAUUUUCUCAAAUUCUUAUAUAAUUCAUAAAACAUCUAAUUAUACCUAAUGUGAAAAUUUUAUGUAAAAUAAAGACGUCCUUCGAUGUGAACUGA